GGCAACCGCAUGCCUUGACAUAAAGAGUACCCGGACUUCCAACCUCCUCCAUUAAGGAGACUGGGAAGAAGAGGCUUUUGGUAACAUGGGCCAAAGGAAACACUCCAUGGAUCAAGACUCGAGUCUCUGCUUCCAAUCUCCUCCCUUCUUCGAAUGGCUCAAAGCACCUUCCUCCUCUUCCUUAGCCUCACCACUAGCACCGGAGUGCUUGCCUCUUUUGAGUAGGUUUGAAGAACCUGAGAAGACCAUUGAGGAAGAAGAGGUCAUUAUUGCGAAGGAUAUCAGCCAAGAAAAGAUCACUGUGGCCUUGAACAUUGGACUGCCAGGUGCUUCAGAAGAACUUGAUGGGGGGAUGGAGCCGUUGAACUGUAAGAAAGAAGAAGAAGAGGAGAUGGAGAGCUCACAGGAUUUGGAUUCCGGCAAUGGAAAAAAGUUUUGGAUCCCAACGCCAGCGCAGAUCCUUAUAGGGCCAGUGCAGUUCUCUUGCACUGUGUGCAAUAAGAGCUUCAGUCGGUACAACAACAUGCAGAUGCAUAUGUGGGGGCAUGGAUCAGAGUAUAGAAAGGGACCAGAUUCUCUUAAAGGCACACAACCAAUAGCAAUGCUCAAACUCCCUUGUUAUUGCUGUGCUCAUGGGUGCAAAAAUAACAUCAAUCAUCCUCGAGCGAAGCCAUUGAAGGACUUCAGAACCCUUCAGACUCACUACAAGAGGAAGCAUGGAUUGAAGACCUUCAAAUGUAGGAAGUGCAGCAAGCCGUUUGCUGUUAGAGGAGAUUGGAGGACCCAUGAGAAGAAUUGUGGGAAGCUGUGGUUUUGUACCUGUGGAUCUGAUUUCAAACACAAAAGAUCGCUAAAUGAUCACAUAAGAUCAUUUGGAAAGGGUCAUUCUCAUUACCUUCCCCCAAAGUUUCCUGAGGUCGAGAAGGAAUGCAUCAUAAGGUUCGACGAUGAAGUGUUCACAGGAAAACAUCGUUCCAUUGCAUUAAACUAACACGAAAGUUCGAAGAUAUUAGGCUUAUCUGGUGCUCGGUAACAAAAAACUUCUGGGAUGUCUUUCCAUUAGAAGACACACGGAGUAGUUUGUUGCUGAGCACUAGAAUAGCGAUGAGUACUAGUAUAUUUACAAGUGGCUUGGUUAGUUUAUGCCUCAAAUAAAAGAGAGAGUACUUCUGGGAAGACUGUGAAGUAGCUGAAUUUUCUUCUGUCUCAAGGUUAUAGAGUGUCAUAAAAAUCCAUCUUGGUAGCUAGAGAACUCAGCUGUAAUCUAUGUAUUGGAGAAAAUUUCCCAACUUCACAGACUAUUUGAGUAAUUACAAUGACAAACUUUUUUCAUCAUGCUGAA
This is a messenger RNA of Elaeis guineensis (African oil palm), 1342 nucleotides long. RefSeq names its product zinc finger protein WIP3-like. Gene Ontology annotation, molecular function: DNA-binding transcription factor activity. Gene Ontology annotation, biological process: regulation of gene expression; anatomical structure development. Gene Ontology annotation, cellular component: nucleus. NCBI's taxonomy places the organism in Eukaryota, Viridiplantae, Streptophyta, Magnoliopsida, Arecales, Arecaceae. The record is from RefSeq and is a predicted model, not a curated record.